GCUCUUCUUUUCCUCCGGGAAAAGAAACGGGAAGUGGCCGUGGGCCGGGGAAUUCCGUGUAGUGGCCAAGCUUUGUUCCAAAGAGGGGGAGGUGGUGACAGUCUCUUGCCCACUGAUGUGUGCCAGACAGAGCGCCAGGCAUGGGGGCAGAGGUGAAUCAGAUGACAGCCACCUCUCACCAUGAGGAGUGGCUGAAAGUGUGACUGGACUACAGGCAAUCCUGGCCUUGGCAGGGAGUGGGGCCGGCCAGCAGAAACAGUGGGCUGUACAACAUCACCUUCAAAUAUGACAAUUGUACCACCUACUUGAAUCCAGUGGGGAAGCACGUGAUUGCUGACGCCCAGAAUAUCACUAUCAGCCAGUAUGCUUGCCAUGACCAAGUGGCAGUCACCAUUCUUUGGUCCCCAGGGGCCCUCGGCAUUGAAUUCCUGAAAGGAUUUCGGGUAAUACUGGAGGAGCUGAAGUCGGAGGGAAGACAGUGCCAACAACUGAUUCUAAAGGAUCCGAAGCAGCUCAACAGUAGCUUCAAAAGAACUGGAAUGGAAUCUCAACCUUUCCUGAAUAUGAAAUUUGAAACGGAUUAUUUUGUAAAGGUUGUCCCUUUUCCUUCCAUUAAAAACGAAAGCAAUUACCACCCUUUCUUCUUUAGAACCCGAGCCUGUGACCUGUUGUUACAGCCGGACAACCUGGCUUGUAAACCCUUCUGGAAGCCUCGGAACCUGAACAUCAGCCAGCAUGGCUCGGACAUGCAGGUGUCCUUCGACCACGCACCGCACAACUUCGGCUUCCGUUUCUUCUAUCUUCACUACAAGCUCAAGCACGAAGGACCUUUCAAGCGAAAGACCUGUAAGCAGGAGCAAAAUACAGAGACGACCAGCUGCCUCCUUCAAAAUGUUUCUCCAGGGGAUUAUAUAAUUGAGCUGGUGGAUGACACUAACACAACAAGAAAAGUGAUGCAUUAUGUCUUAAAGCCAGUGCACUCCCCGUGGGCCGGGCCCAUCAGAGCCAUGGCCAUCACAGUGCCACUGGUGGUCAUAUCGGCAUUCGCGACGCUCUUCACUGUGAUGUGCCGCAAGAAGCAACAAGAAAAUAUAUAUUCACAUUUAGAUGAAGAGAGCUCUGAGUCUUCCACAUACACUGCAGCACUCCCGAGAGAGAGGCUCCGGCCACGGCCGAAGGUCUUUCUCUGCUAUUCCAGUAAAGAUGGCCAGAAUCACAUGAAUGUCGUCCAGUGUUUCGCCUACUUCCUCCAGGACUUCUGUGGCUGUGAGGUGGCUCUGGACCUGUGGGAAGACUUCAGCCUCUGUAGAGAAGGGCAGAGAGAAUGGGUCAUCCAGAAGAUCCACGAGUCCCAGUUCAUCAUUGUGGUUUGUUCCAAAGGUAUGAAGUACUUUGUGGACAAGAAGAACUACAAACACAAAGGAGGUGGCCGAGGCUUGGGGAAAGGAGAGCUCUUCCUGGUGGCGGUGUCAGCCAUUGCUGAAAAGCUCCGCCAGGCCAAGCAGAGUUCAUCCGCGGCGCUCAGCAAGUUCAUCGCCGUCUACUUUGAUUAUUCCUGCGAGGGAGACGUCCCCGGUAUCCUAGACCUGAGUACCAAGUACAAACUCAUGGACAAUCUUCCCCAGCUCUGUUCCCACCUGCACUCCCGAGACCACGGCCUCCAGGAGCCGGGGCAGCACGCGCGACAAGGCAGCAGAAGGAACUACUUCCGGAGCAAGUCAGGCCGGUCCCUAUACGUCGCCAUUUGCAACAUGCACCAGUUUAUUGACGAGGAGCCCGACUGGUUCGAAAAGCAGUUCGUUCCCUUCCAUCCUCCUCCACUGCGCUACCGGGAGCCAGUCUUGGAGAAAUUUGAUUCAGGCUUGGUUUUAAAUGAUGUCAUGUGCAAACCAGGGCCCGAGAGUGACUUCUGCCUAAAGGUAGAGGCGGCCGUUCUUGGGGCAACCGGACCAGCCGACUCCCAGCACGAGAGUCAGCAUGGGGACCUGGACCAAGACGCGGAGGCCCGGCCUGCCCUUGACGGUAGCGCCGCCCUGCAACCCCUGCUGCACACGGUGAAAGCCGGUAGCCCCUCGGACAUGCCGCGGGACUCGGGCAUCUACGACUCGUCUGUGCCCUCAUCCGAGCUGUCUCUGCCACUGAUGGAAGGACUUUCGACGGACCAGACAGAAACGUCUUCCCUGACGGAGAGCGUGUCCUCCUCUUCAGGCCUGGGUGAGGAGGAACCUCCUGCCCUUCCUUCCAAGCUCCUCUCUUCUGGGGCGUGCAAAGCAGAUCUUGGUUGCCACAGCUACACUGAUGAACUCCACGCGGUCGCCCCUUUGUAACAAAACGAAAGAGUCUAAGCAUUGCCACUUUAGCUGCUGCCUCCCUCUGAUUCCCCAGCUCAUCUACCUUGUUGCAUGGCCCACUUGGAGCUGAGGUCUCAUACAAGGAUAUUUGGAGUGAAAUGCUGGCCAGUACUUGUUCUCCCUUGCCCCAACGCUUUACCGGAUAUCUUGACAAACUCUUCAAUUUUCUAAAAUGAUAUGGAGCUCUGAAAGGCAUGUCCAUAAGGUCUGACAACAGCUUGCCAAAUUUGGUUAGUCCUUGGAUCAGAGCCUGUUGUGGAGGUAGGGAGGAAAUAUGUAAAGGAAAACAGGAAGAUACCUGCACUGAUCAUUCAGACUUCAUUGAGCUCUGCAAACUUUGCCUGUUUGCUAUUGGCUACCUUGAUUUGAAAUGCUUUGUGAAAAAAGGCACUUCUAACAUCAUAGCCACAGAAAUCAAGUGCCAGUCUAUCUGGAAUCCAUGUUGUAUUGCAGAUAAUGUUCUCAUUUAUUUUGAUGUAGAAUUUACAUUGCCAUGGGUGUUAAAUAAGCUUUGAGUCAAAAGUCAAGAAAGUGACUGAAUAUACAGUCACCUUUUAUGAAAUGAGUCUCUGUGUUACUGGGUAGCAUGACUGAUUGAGGUGAAGCUCACAGGGCCAGGCUGACCGUCUUGACCAUUCCACUUGAGAUAGGUUGGUCAACGUGCAGAAGGCCCCAGGACCUCAGCACACACAGCCUCCUCUUGGUCUGAGUAGGCAUCAUGCGGGGGCCAGAUCUGCCUGCUAUUUCCAUGGGUUACAUUUACUGUGCUGUAUCUCAGAUGUUGGUGUCUGGAAGUUUAUUCUUAAGAGACUGCUACCCAGCUGGUCUGUAUUAUUUGAAGUUGCAGUUCGUGCUUUGGUUGGCCUUCUGGUCUAAAGCUGUGUCCUGAAUAUUAGGGAUCAGAAUUCACUGAAAUACAGCAGUGUGUGGAGGUGAUGGCCAGUUAAUCUGCUGAACUGGUUUUGACUAAUGAAAAACCUCUUUUUAAGACGGUAGAAUGGAGGUGAUAGUCACAAAAGUAAGUGUUCCAUUUUUAUGAAGGACUUUCUACAGAGUUUCUAUUUCUAAAGAAAAAGCAAUUGUUCACAUCCCAUCUGAUGAUUAGCAUGUGUGUAAUGAAUGCUGUCUUGGUCUCCCCUGUGGAAACCCUUCUCCCCGUGCCUUAGAGCAGGUGUGGACAUCUCUCACUACCUUUCUCAUGGGUGCUAUUAGAUUUUGGCACCCCGUUUUCUCAGCAUUCAGCCCAGGGAAUGUGGUUUUCACUCCUUCGUCAGAUAAGACCAACAUGAAGGGGUAUAUGGAGAAACAUGCUGAGGCAGGGUGGGAGGUGGGAUGGGGCAGGGCUUUCCCUUACAAGCACAUGCAUGGCAGGUGGGGAAAGGGGGGCUUGCACCCCUGCUGGAAAGAAAAGGUUUGUGUAUAUUUCUGAUGCAAAUGUCAUACUCACUGCUCUGUAAAGGCAGCUGGCAGCUUUUUGGGAGAAGAACGUGCUCAUCUGUUCUCUGGCAUCAAGUUUCUUGCAGCUGCUCUGAGGGAGAGACAGUGAGCUGCAAGACUGCCUCCCCGUAAAAACAGGCAACUCAGAGAAGAGUCAUUUCAUGUUGUUCCUAUGGAAUCUGGAAUGAGUGCAGAGCUCCUACCCAUACACGACUGCCCGGCCAUUUCAUCCUAGGCAUUCUGUGAAGGAGAUUGGUUAGUCCAAACUUGCUAACAUACGAAAAUUCACUUGGAACAUGAUGAGAAAUUUCUUACCGAGGCCAAGAGAUGUUUCCUGUCCCAGAGGAACCAUUAGGAGUCACUUUUAGGGUAUUCAGCUUUGCUCAUUAAAUAAGGCAUCUCUGAGAAAGUGGCCCCAGGGAGAGAAUGGAGGACUGGGAGGAGAAGCAUUAACUGAGCUCCAAGGGCGUGUGGGCAGAGAGCUUGCUAUGUGAACUCACUCCUUAAGAAAACGGAAGAGAAAAAGAGAGUGCUAGUUAAAAAAUCAGGAUGUUUUAGUUUGGAUGUAGGGUUUUGAUACUUAUGUUGAAAUACUAGUGUUUUUGAUCAACAAAAUCAAACUCUUAAUAUACCAAGUAAUGAAAUGACAGUGUGAUUGUCUCAGAAUAAAUUGAGAAGUCCAA
Messenger RNA from Nomascus leucogenys (northern white-cheeked gibbon), 4471 nucleotides. It is a transcript of the gene IL17RD, whose product is annotated as interleukin 17 receptor D. The transcript has 14 exons. The record is from RefSeq and is a predicted model, not a curated record. The coding region runs from base 540 to 2327 and encodes 595 amino acids. Gene Ontology annotation, molecular function: interleukin-17 receptor activity. Lineage: Eukaryota; Metazoa; Chordata; Mammalia; Primates; Hylobatidae.